AGAAAAGUACACAGCAGCACUUUCACUUGCAAAUAUGUACUAAUUGACUGUUAAAAUAAUCAUAGGAAAAGCCAGGAUAUAAAGGCAGUCUGACAAGUGCUGGUUACACAACACCACACUUAAGCUAAGAACCAGAGGAUACUGAAAAUGAGAACAAAUAUCAACAGACAUGUUUUUUCACUACUAUUUCUCUCAGGUAUGUGCAGUCCCUUGCAUGUAUUGAUAUUUAAGUUGCAUUUUCAAAGAUUUCUUGUCUUUUUGCAGCAAAACGUGAGCUUAUACAUCCAUUUGUGGUUUUAUUUGUGGUUUUUGCAAACUACAGGUUUGUUUGGGGUAUCUGCUCUUGUUGCUCGAGACUUCUUCUAUGUUGACAUGGCUAAGACCUGGCUAGAGGCUCAGAGUUACUGUAGAAAAAAACAUACUGACUUGGCUACUGUAGACAACAUGAGUGAGAUGCAGACAUUGAUCAAUCAAGUGGAUCCUUUCUACUUUGGUGAUGUGUGGAUUGGACUGACUAAGGGAGCAGAGACCCGUUGGGGCUGGUCGAUGGGGGACAACACUAUUCAGCAGUACAGUAUGUUGAAGACCAUGUCAAACACAUUAUUUAUAAAUGAAUCUUGUGGGGCGAUUAGUCAAGAUGGAUACUGGUAUUCCCUUAGCUGCUUUUCCCUGCAAGAAUUUAUCUGCUAUGACGAAUACAACAGCAUGAUAUAUUCAAUCUCUGUCAAACUAAUUUGGAGAGAAGCUCAGGCAUACUGCAGAUUGAAGUACACUGACUUGGUGGACAUCCAGAGUGCAGCUGAGCAGCAAAAUGUUCUUAGACUCGUUUUCACAGACUAUGUGUGGAUCGGGCUGUUUAGUGAUUACUGGAAAUGGUCAGAUGGGGCCACUUCCUUUUUCCGAUACUGGGGAACAGGAAAACCACUUAGCCUGUUUAACAUCUCAAAUUGCGUUGUCAUGCAGAUGAAUGAUUAUGGGACGUGGGAUAAUUCACUUUGUGACAGAAGGUUGCCAUUCGUGUGUUAUGAAGGUCAGCUGUGUGUUUUGUUGUUGUUGUUAUUGUUGUUUGUUAAGCUAAAUGUAAAUUUUAUGUGCACUUGGAUAUAAAUACAGCUGAAUAUACAGUAUCUCACAAAAGUGAGUACACCCCUCACAUUUUUGUAAAUAUUUGAUUAUGUCUUUUCAUGUGAGAACACUGAAGAAAUGACACUUUGCUACAGUGUAAAGUA
Ictalurus punctatus (channel catfish) is the source of this 1229-nucleotide messenger RNA. Its product is annotated as lithostathine-2. The transcript is spliced from 2 exons. The record is from RefSeq and is a predicted model, not a curated record. Bases 148 to 1107 code for a protein of 319 amino acids. NCBI's taxonomy places the organism in Eukaryota, Metazoa, Chordata, Actinopteri, Siluriformes, Ictaluridae.